GAACUGCAGACCUCGGGGUUGCCCCCACAGCUUUCGUCGUAGCGCAGGGAAGAGAAUUCGUAAAACAGCCAUGCAGAUCCGUUAUUUAGACGAGUCAACGCUCGAUGAGCGCAGUGUAUCUCUUUAAUUCCUGCCACGGAUUUCAAAGCUGCUCGGGACGAACUCGCCGACGGAGCAACGUGGAAGGCUGCGAUGAUCGCCGGAGAAAAAAUUCCCAACACAGCCGAUGUCGAGCUUCCGCCCGCAUGCUCCGGCACGGAGAAGGACGCCAGGAGACGGCUCUACCUCACCGUGGCGACGACGUACAUGGCCUCGAUGUCGUUCGGCUUCGCGUGCACCUACUCUUCGCCCGCGCUGCCGGACAUACGCAAGAGCAUCGAGUUCUCGUCCUCCGACGGCGCAUGGUUCGGCUCUCUCGUCACAUUGGGGGCCGUGUUCGGCGGACUUGCCGGCGGUCAGUUGGUGAACCUGAUCGGACGACGGGGCUCGCUCUUCACCGCCGCUGCGUGGUUCAUGGCCGGCUGGCUGUGCAUUAUGUUCGCGCCGUCCACUGCGCUGCUGUUCGUGGGUCGCGUACUGACCGGCAUCGCCAUGGGCAUUACCGCACUCACCGUCGCCGUCUUCAUCUCUGAAAUCAGCCCCUCCAGCAUACGUGGCCUUCUUAACACCCUCGCCAACGCGAUCCUCUGCGUCGGAAUUCUGCUUACGUUCUUCCUGGGCAAGUACCUCUCCUAUCGCUGGCUGGCCGCCUUCUGCUUCGCACCGAGCGUUAUCAUGGCGCUGGCGCUCUUCUGUGUGCAUGAGUCGCCGCGCUGGCUGCUUCAGAAGGGACGCCGCCAGGCGGCCAUUGCAUCGCUGCACUUCUACCAGGGUCCCAAGAUUGCCGAGGAACUGAGCGCCCUCGACGCGAACCUCGCUAACAUGCAGCCUUUCGCCCUGAGCGACGUAACCAUGCCGUACAUCUACAAGCCCUUCUUCUGCACGCUUCUACCAAUGUUCAUGCAGCAGGCUUCCGCCGUUUGCGUCAUCCUCUUCUACGCGCAAGACAUAUUCGAGGACGCCGGAACGUCCAUUUCCGCCGACGACUGCACCAUCAUCGUGGGCGCCCUCCAAGUCGUCGUGCUGUUCGUCGCCACUGUGCUGGCCGACCGACUGGGACGCAAAGUGCUUCUCAUUGUCUCUUCGGCGGGAUCUGUUGCUAGUCUUACGCUCCUGGGCAUUUCCUUCCACUUGAAAGCUACUCGUGGUCAAGAGUUCCUGGACUCCUACGGCUGGUUGCCCCUCGUAGCUAUCGCCAUCUAUUUCUGUUCAUAUGCGAUAGGACUCGGACCGCUGCCUUGGGUGCUGCUGGGAGAAAUGAUCCCGCUCAGGGCCAGAGGCUUUGCCACGGGCUUCUGCACGGCGUUCCUGUUUGCGCUAGCAUUCCUGGUCACCAAAUGCUACGACGAUCUAGUGAAGUUCAUGACAGCGGCGGGCACUUAUUGGAUGUUUGCGGGUCUUCUCGCCGGCUCGCUUAUCUUAUUUGUAUUUAUUGUGCCAGAAACCAAAGGCAAAAGCCUAGAAGAGAUAGAGCUCAUAUUCGGCAAGACCGACUCAUCGGCCUCCCUCGACACCAUGGACAAGGAUGUAGAAAUGAACGUGAAAUGAGAAAGCUUGAAGGAUAUCUAUUCCUCGUGGGAAGGACAUUCAAUGUGACAUUCCUGCGCAUGUGGCGCACAACGGAAAGUUCUGCAGUGGUGCCAAAUAUGCCGAGUUUUUGUUGUUGGUUUUUCGGAGACCUUUUAACGUUUCUUUAAUAGCGCCGAGAACGCGGGAGUUCUUCUUCCUAGUAGGGGCAUUUACAAUAUUGUGUGUGGGACCGUUACUCCAUCGUUGAGGGUAGAUUUUUAGUGAGCACGUUGUAGUGCUCGGCGAAUCUUUGUUGAAGCUGUUGCUGUCUUUUUUUUUAAGAUGUCGCAAGCUAUGUUACCAAAAUGAAUUCACCUGUAAAAGCGUGCGUGUCAUGCUGCCAAGCACGAGGGCGCGGGUUCGAUUCCCGGUCAUGGUGGGCUCAAUUGGAUGGAGGCGAAAUGCAAAGAACACCCGUGUGCUUAAAUGAAGCUGCACGUUAAAGAACCCCAGGUGGUCUAAAUUGAUCCGGAGUCCUCCAUGCGGAAUGCCUCAUGAUCAUUCAUGGUUUCUGGUACAUAAAUCCCCAGCAAUUACUAAUUCCUAAUAAAACCACGACAAGAUGCUUUAAAGGCGCGUCGAGAACGUAAAGCUGUAUUUAUUUAUUUAAGUUCAUGUCAUUGACCCCGAACGUAUUUUUCCUGUGAGGCGCCAUGAAGCAAAGUACAACUUUCUCAAUGAUGCAAUAACGACUGCUCAUCCUUCAUCGGCUGGUUUGAUUUCGUUGGGGGUUUUCC
Molecule: messenger RNA, 2405 nt
Organism: Rhipicephalus sanguineus (brown dog tick)
Lineage: Eukaryota; Metazoa; Arthropoda; Arachnida; Ixodida; Ixodidae
Product: facilitated trehalose transporter Tret1
Exons: 3
Coding region: 193-1647 (484 amino acids)
Biological process (GO): transmembrane transport; carbohydrate transport
Cellular component (GO): membrane
Molecular function (GO): sugar transmembrane transporter activity
Source: RefSeq, a predicted model, not a curated record